AUGGCUACCAGCAGCAGCAACAGCAAUCCAUUCAGCUUCGCCUUGAGGGGGCUCCGAGACCGCGACGGUGGCAAUUGUGGCAGCUACUACAGCAUCCCUGACCUAGGCGAUCAGCGAAUAGAUAAACUGCCAUACACCAUUCGUGUUCUUCUUGAAUCUGCGGUGCGUAAUUGUGACGAGUUCCAAAUAACCAAGGAGGAUGUAGAAAAGAUCAUGGGCUGGGAGAAGACCUCCCUGGAGCAAGUUGAAAUCCCAUUCAAACCCUCACGUGUGAUACUUCAGGAUUUUACUGGUGUGCCUGUCCUUGUUGACCUUGCAAGCAUGCGCGACGCAAUGUCGGAAUUAGGUGGCAAUCCUGAUAAGAUUAACCCGAUGGUUCCAGCAGAUCUUGUAAUUGAUCACUCAGUAACUGCUAAUGUGGUGAGGUCACAAAAUGCGAUACAGGCCAAUAUGGAACUGGAAUUCGAGAGAAACAAGGAACGGUUCGCCUUCCUUAAAUGGGGGUCUUCUGCAUUUCACAAUAUGCUUAUCAUACCUCCUGGUUCUGGUAUUGUUCAUCAGCCCAUGAGCAUGGUAUUACCUGCUGUCGUUGGAUUCAAGCUACAUGGAACACUAAGGGAUGGGGUCACAGCAACUGACCUAGUUCUCACGGUUACCCAAAUGCUUCGGAAACAUGGUGUUGUUGGAAAGUUUGUGGAGUUCUAUGGCCGAGGUAUGGAAGAGCUUGCAUUGGCUGAUAGAGCAACAAUUGCAAAUAUGGCACCAGAGUAUGGAGCAACUGUUGGUUUCUUUCCAGUUGACCAUAUCACCUUAGAAUAUCUUAAAAUGACUGGAAGAGAAGAUGAAACUGUAUCAACAAUAGAGGCAUAUCUACGUGCAAACAAAAUGUUUGUGGAUUACAAUGAACCUAAAAUAGAACCGACAUAUUCAUCAUACAUAGAAUUGGAUCUGGGAGAUGUUGAGCCAUGUAUUUCUGGUCCGAAGAGACCUCAUGAUCGAGUCACCUUAAAAGACAUGAAGACAGACUGGCAUGCAUGUCUGGAAAAUAAAAUUGGUUUCAAGGGUUAUGGUAUCCCAAAAGAUUUGCAAAAUAGAGUUGUGAAGUUUGAUUUUCAUGGGCGAACUGCAGAGCUUAAACAUGGGACUGUUGUCAUAGCUGCUAUCACAAGCUGCACAAACACCUCAAACCCCACCGUUAUGAUUGCUUCUGGGUUGGUUGCAAAGAAAGCUUACGAGUUGGGCCUCGAGGUCAAACCAUGGAUUAAAACAAGUCUUGCCCCUGGGUCAGGAGUUGUUACCAAAUAUCUGCUUAGGAGUGGUUUGCUGAAGUACUUGAGCGACCUGGGUUUCAAUCUAGUUGGGUAUGGCUGUACUACCUGUAUCGGAAAUUCAGGUGAUCUUGAUCAAAUCGUUGCAGAUGAAAUUACAGAAAAUGACAUCAUCGUGGCUGCUGUUCUUUCUGGAAACCGUAACUUUGAAGGGCGGAUACAUCCAUUAACUCAAGCUAAUUAUCUUGCUUCUCCUCCUCUAGUCGUUGUAUAUGCUCUUGCUGGCACGGUUGAUAUCAAUUUUGAAGAGGAGCCAAUUGGAACUGGAAAGGGCAACAGACCAAUUUUCCUAAGGGACAUCUGGCCAUCUAGCGAGGAAGUAUCAGAAAUUGUGCAUUCCAAUGUCUUGGUUGAUAUGUUCAAAAGUACUUAUGAGGUAAUCACGAAAGGCAAUCCCAUGUGGAACCAACUGGUGGUUCCAACUGCAGAUGUUUACUCUUGGGAUCCUAAUUCAACCUACAUUCGUGAGCCUCCUUUCUUCAAAGGCAUGAGUAUGGAUCCACCUGGGCCUCAUAGUAUAAAGGAUGCCUACUGCUUGUUGAGCUUUGGUGACUGUGUAACGACAGAUCAUAUUUCACCAGCUGGGAGCAUUCACAAGGAUAGCCCAGCUGCCAAGUAUCUCGUUGGCCAUUCUGUGAAGCACAGGGAUUUUAAUUCGUAUGGCAGCCGUCGCGGAAACUAUGAAGUAAUGAUGAGGGGAACCUUCGGCAAUAUUAGGAUUGUCAACAAGCUUUUGGACGGUGAACCUGGACCAAAAACAAUUCACAUUCCAACAAGAGAGAAGCUUUAUGUCUAUGAUGCUGCCAUGGUUCUGAAUAUGGGACUGGAAGUUCGAGGGACUGGGAUGCAAAAGGCACUAUGUUGCUGGGAGUUAAGGCUGUAA
Triticum turgidum subsp. durum (durum wheat) is the source of this 2211-nucleotide messenger RNA. NCBI's taxonomy places the organism in Eukaryota, Viridiplantae, Streptophyta, Magnoliopsida, Poales, Poaceae. The record is from the annotation of a GenBank genome assembly.